Molecule: messenger RNA, 4464 nt
Organism: Mauremys reevesii (Reeves's turtle)
Lineage: Eukaryota; Metazoa; Chordata; Testudines; Geoemydidae
Product: zinc finger protein 585A-like
Exons: 11
Coding region: 77-3397 (1106 amino acids)
Biological process (GO): negative regulation of transcription by RNA polymerase II
Molecular function (GO): DNA-binding transcription repressor activity, RNA polymerase II-specific
Source: RefSeq, a predicted model, not a curated record
CCGGCCCAGCCCGGCGGAGGAAGCCCCGGUGCCGGGAGGCUCCGAGCAGCGCCGAGCCCCGGGCCGCGCAGGGGGCAUGGCCGCUGGGAGCGCUGCGCAGGCCCCGGUGUCGUUCGAGGACGUGGCGGUCUAUUUCUCCCCGGAGGAGUGGGCGGCGUUAGCCGAAUGGCAGCGGGAGCUGUACCGGGAGGUGAUGAUGGAGAAUUACGAGCUCAUCGCCUCGCUGGGUUCUGCAGGCCCCAAACCGGAAAUGAUCUGUAAAAUGGAGCGAGGGGAAGAGCCACAUGCCGCAGCUCCCCAGGGGGAGAGGGACAGAGGAAUCCUGGAUGCCCCCAGCACAGCUGGCUGGGGCAGGCGUGUCAAGGAAGAGCUGUCUGCGGAGGGCUACAACGAGCAGUGGGUGCCACACACGUCGCUGGCCGGGGGAGCCGAGGGGUUUGUGCUGGAAUAUCCUGCCCUGUGGUGCGAGGUGAAGCAGAGGGAGCUGGCGGGAGACGCCCCCCAGCAAUCCCCGGAGUGGGAGGGGAGGGACGGCGCGUUCCUGGGCGGCACGCUGGCCAUGAUCCACCCGCUGAGCGAGGGCCCCCUCAUCUGCUGCGAGUGCGGGAAGAGCUUUGAUGACGAGGCCUCGCUGAGCACCCACCAGCGCCUGCACCCGGGCGCCGGGCCCCACGAGUGCCGGGCCUGCGGGAAGAGCUUCCGCCACCGCCGCAACCUCCUGACCCACAAGAAGCGGCGGGGGAAGAGCCAGCACGCCUGCACCGAGUGCGGGAAAAGCUUCUGCCUCAAGGGCGACCUGCUGCGGCACCGGGCGGGGCACGCGGGCGAGGGCGGCCACGCCUGCAGCCUGUGCGGGGAGAGCUUCCGCCACAAGAGGAACCUGCUGGCCCACAGGAAGGAGCACGUCGGGGACACGCCCCACCGGUGCUCUGAGUGCGGGCAGAGCUUCGGCGACCCGGCCGGCCUGGCCCAGCACGAGGCAGCGCACCGCGAGGAGAGGCCCUUCGUCUGCGCCCGCUGCGACCGCAGCUUCAGCUGGAAGGAGAGCCUGAUGAUCCACCAGCGCAGCCACCCGCAGGAGCGCUCCCACAAGUGCGCCGACUGCGGCCGCAGCUUCAGCCGCAACGGGAACCUCCUCAUGCACCAGCGGGUGCACACCGGGGAGCGGCCCUACGCCUGCCCCGAGUGCGACCGCACCUUCUGCAACAAGGCCAACCUCAUGGCCCACCGGAAGCUGCACCGGCGCUUCAAACCCUACGCCUGCGCCCAGUGCGGGAGGAGCUUCAGCUUCAAGACCAAGCUGCUGCUCCAUCAGAGGGCCCACGGGGACCAGCACUCGUGUCCACGCGCGGACUACGGCUCCCAGGAUGCAGCGGGCGCGGAGCCCUUUGUCUCUGCCCCUGCAGCGGCCGAUCGGGCUGGAGAAGUUCCCGAGUCGGCGGCCAUAGGGAGCCGGGCGCAGCGCAGCGGGCGCCGGUGGCUCGACGCGGAAAGCCCAGCUCAGAUGGAGCGAGGGGACAGGCUGCGUGUGGGCGAGCGCAGGGAGAGGCGAGCGAGGGGAACGCCUGACGCCUGCGGCACAGGUUCUGCUGACCCCAGACCCCAGGUGUUUAUUAAAACGGAGCAGGAAGAGGAGCCAGGCCCGGGGGGGCCCCCAGCGCAGAGGGAGAGAGGAAUUCUCCAUGCCCCCGGCACAGGCGCAGGCUGGCCUGACGUGAAGCAUGAGAUUGUGGUGAAAGUGGAGCCAGAUGACGAGUCGUAUGUGGGGUAUCCCCAGGGCCUGGGGGACCGAGACCUCCCUGGCUACCCCAGCACUGGUAUCAAAGCAGAGAUCGUGGUCAAAACGGAGCCCGAGGACGACGCCUACGGCGAGUGUGCCCAGCAUUACGGUGAAGGAGACGGUCCCGACGACCCCUUCUGUGACGCAAACCCAGAGAUCAUCGUGAAAGUGGAGCCAGACGAUGAGUCGGCCAUUGGCUACCCCCAGGGCCUGAGCGAAGGCAGAAUUCCCGGCUACCCCAGCCCAGCAGGCGAUGGGAGCAGGGGUGCCAGCGAGCGGGAGCACCCUGGAGAAGAGCUGGAGGAUGUGAAACCGAACAGGGCUUUGCUGAUGAGAGGCUUAGAGGCAGCUUCCUCGGGCUUGCUCAGGACAGAACCCAGCAUUAAUCACUGGAAAGUGCAACAUGCCCCGGGAAACAUCCCGGCGCUCCAGAGAAACGCCGUGGCUCCGGAGGGGCCGCAGACAACCCCUGAGCCCAAGGGAAAGGUGCCAACAGCCCCGACAAGCAACCCCAGCCAGAAAUCCCUUUCGGGGAGCGUGGCCACCAGCACCGAGCCGGUGAGGCGCCCGCGAGCCCACGCUGCCGAGCGGCCGUUCACGUGCACCGAGUGCGGGAAGAGCUUCCAGCACCGGGGGAACCUCAUCACGCACCUGCGGGUGCACACGGGCGAGAAGCCCUUCACCUGCACCGAGUGCGGCAAGAGCUUCAGCCAGAAGGGCGACCUGAUGCGGCACCAGCGCAUCCACACGGGCGAGAAGCCCUUCGAAUGCAACGUGUGCGGAAAGAGCUUCUGCUCCAAGCAGACCUUCAUCCUGCACCAGCGCAUCCACACCGGGGAGAAGCCCUUCUCCUGCACCGAGUGCGGCAAGUGCUUCAACCGCAAGGCCAACUUCAUCACCCACCAGAAGAUCCAUCGCGGGGAGCGCCCCUUCGUCUGCGCCGAGUGCGGCAAGGGCUUCUGCGCCAAGAAGACCUUCAUCCUGCACCAGAAGAUCCACAUCGGGGACCGGCCCUUCGGCUGCUCCGAGUGCGGCAAGAGCUUCAGCCGCAACGGGGAUCUGACCCGGCACCAGCGCAUCCACACCGGGGAGCGGCCCUUCGCCUGCGCCGACUGCGGCAAGUGCUUCAGCCACAACGGGGAGCUGAUCAAGCACCAGCGCAUCCACACCGGGGAGAAGCCCUUCACCUGCACCGAGUGCGGCAAGAGCUUCAACCGCAAGGGCACCCUCAUCACCCACCAGCGCAUCCACACCGGGGAGCGCCCCUUCGUCUGCCCCGAGUGCGGCAAGACCUUCAACCUGAAGACCACGCUGAUGAAGCACAAGCGGAUCCACACGGGGGAGCGGCCCUUCACCUGCGUGGAGUGCGGCAAGAGCUUCAAGUACAAGGGCAACCUGCGGACGCACCACCUCACCCACACGGUGGAGCGGGUCUACCCCUGCACCGAGUGCGGGAAGAUCUUCAGCCACAAGAAGGAGCUGACGGUGCACCAGGCCGUCCACACGGAGGAGAGACUCUUGUCCUGCUACGGAGACGGGGAGUCGUUCAACCCCUUCCUCCAGAUGCACCCGCUCCUACUGUCGGUGCCCCAAGCCAAGUGCCUCUGGAAGCCUUAACGCAAUGUACAUAAGGAGGGAGUUACAGAAAUGCUACGUCCCCUGAGCAGGAGCAGAGGAGGAACAGUGCUGUAAUUUAGGAUUUGGACAUGCCGUGGUGCUGUACAGUGUGCCGAUGAAAUAACAGGCUCCCUGCCACAAGGAGCUCCCAGCCUGAAGGCCUGCGCUGACGAACCAGCCGUGCAUCCCUAAGGAAAACACAACUGCACAUUCCCUACACAACGCAGCUCGAAUUCAAAUGCAAAGGCUCGAGUCUUGCCCUGAAGGAUGCCAAAGCUGUCGUACUAAUUCCAUUUGCUGGGUUGGAAAUAACCCCCAGAGGUACUAGAGAGAACGUCUGACAUGAGGGACGGGAGGUUUCUGGGAAGGGAUCUGUGGUUUAUGGAGCAGCGCUUGGAGGGCAUUGGAAAUGACACGGCCUGGGUUAACCGAUGUGGGAUCUUCAUCUUACUGCUGAAAGGAGAAGUCGGUGCUGGCAGGACUCUCCUGCCUGGUUCCUGUGUGGAGCAAACACAGGAGCGUUGUGCUCAUUGUGAUAGUUCUGGCGAAGGCCAGUGGUUUCUCAGGGUGGGGGGUGCUGUGCUGUGUGGUGUUAGGUCAGGCCCUGUGGGUACUUGGGGGGUGGGCAAGACUUUGCUGUAGUUACGGCUUAUGCCAGCAGCAUCUCCCUGGAACUACUGGACAGACCUUAUGGACGGCGCCUGUUCCAGCCGGGCCAGUGACAGUCUGGGAAAUGAAAGAAAAUCUCAAUUGAGUGUGGACUUGAGAACUCCAGGUGCAAUGCCCUGGAGCCAUAAUUACUGUAGUGCUGUUUACUCGCUGUACUGACUCUAUUUACCCACCAGGAGCGUGCACUGGGCUUCGCAACUGAGUACGGCCUGAUCCCUGACCUGAGAGGUGACCAUCGCAUGGAGACCACCUAGAGAUCUUACAGAGAAUCACAGAGUCGUAGGGUGGGAGGGACCUCGAGAGGUCGCCUCGUCCAAUCCCCUGCACUCAUGGCAGGACUAAGUAUUAUCUAGCCCAGGGGUUGGCAACCUUUCAGAAGUGGUGUGCCGAGUCUUCGU